Salarias fasciatus (jewelled blenny) is the source of this 3431-nucleotide messenger RNA. It is a transcript of the gene nectin3a, whose product is annotated as nectin cell adhesion molecule 3a. Gene Ontology annotation, cellular component: apical junction complex; adherens junction. Bases 81 to 1754 code for a protein of 557 amino acids. Gene Ontology annotation, biological process: homophilic cell-cell adhesion; heterophilic cell-cell adhesion. The transcript has 6 exons. NCBI's taxonomy places the organism in Eukaryota, Metazoa, Chordata, Actinopteri, Blenniiformes, Blenniidae. The record is from RefSeq and is a predicted model, not a curated record.
AGAGAGGAGGACGGAGCGCAGAGCGCCGCAGCGCGCGCACACAUACACACAUACAUACACACACACACAAACACAAACACAUGGGAGUCAUGGAGAAAAGAUCCGCGCGCAGGAUGACUUUCCCGUCCGGAGGACUGCGGCUGGUGGCGUCGCUGCUCGCGCUGUACGGACUGACCGCAGGUGUAAGCAGCAACCAGGUGGUCGUUCCUGACAAAGUGAAUGCGGUGCUGGGGAAGAACAUCACACUGAGCUGCAGAAUCGAGGUGGGAUCCAACCUCAGCCUCACGCAGAGCUCCUGGGAGCGCCGCCUCCCAUCAGGCACCAUCACCUUGGCGGUGUUCCACCCCGAGUUUGGAACCUCGUAUUCUCAAGACUACGGCAAGCGCAUCGCCUUCGUGUCCCCGUCGAUCCGGGAUGCCACCAUCACCCUCGAGAAAGUCGGCUUUGCUGACGUCGGGUCCUACACCUGUAAAGUGGCCACCUUUCCUCUGGGAAACACACAAGCGUCAACCUACGUGAACGUCCUAGUGGAGCCGAAGGUGUACGUGUCGGCGGGGCCGGCCGCGCUGCUGGACGGCGCCAACGAGUCGCUGGUGGCCACGUGCAUCGCGGAGCGCGGCCGGCCGGCGGCGGAGGUCUUCUGGGAGACGGAGCUGUACGGCCGCACCGACAUGCAGAGCCAGGACGAGCCCAACGGCACCACCACCGUGCACGUGCGCUACCUGUGGCCGCCGCAGAGCUACGCCCAGGGGAAGACCCUCACCUGCGUGGUGCGGCACGCCGCCCUGGCCACCGAGUUCCGCAUUCCGUACACACUCAACGUCCAGUUCGCCCCGGUGGUGUCAAUAAUCGGAAAUGACAAAAACUGGUACGUGGGCCAAACAAAUGUGAGAUUCACGUGCGGUGCCAAAGCGAACCCGCCCGCCCGCCACUUCUCCUGGAUCAGGCUGGACGGACCGGUUCCCGACGGCGUCCAGAUCUCCAACAACAGCCUGUCCUUCACCCGCCCGCUGGGACGCAACGACUCGGCCAUCUACCGCUGCGAGGCCACCAACGACAUCGGCCUGCGCAGCCAGGACGUCAAGCUCUGGGUGCAAGAUCCGCCGCCCACCACGGCCGCCCCCAGCACCGCGGCGCCGCCCCUCCGCCACACCUCCGGGCCCGGCACGGCCGCCGACCAGCGGAGGGCCCCCUUCACGUCCCCCACGCUGGCCUCCCUGCCCGACGGCGGCCUGGGCACCAUCGUGGGCGGGGCGGUGGGCGGAGUCCUCUUCCUGGUCCUGCUGCUGAUCCUGGGCGGCGUCUGCUUCAUGCGCCAGCGCCGGACCUUCCGGGGCGACUACUACACCAAGCAGUACCUGGGACCGUCCGACAUGCAGAAGGAGUCGCAGCUGGACGUGCUGCAGCCGCACGAGCUGCAGGAGGUCUACGGAGACAAGACCAGCAAGGGCAGCCAGGAGCUGAAGCCCAAACUGGGCGGAGACAUCAUUUACCCCGACUACACCCCGGAGCGCAAAGACAGGGACGACUGGGCGGACCGGGGCGACGCCCACCGGGGCCCCAAGGAGGGAAACUACUACCCGGAUCACUACAACAACCAGAACGUGCACCCGUGCGGGCCCCCCGUGCACGGCACCGUCGUGAACAACGGCUCCCCCUACCUGCCGGAGGACUGCUACGACAACGGCACGGACAGCGACUACGUGUCCCACAUGGACGGAUCGGUGAUCUCGCGCCGGGAGUGGUACGUCUGAGGGGCCGGGCGGGCUUCAGGCUUCGCUCGAGGCCGAGUCGCUCCGGUUCAGAGAAUUCAGCCCCGGUGAGACAGUCCUGCUCCGCCCUGACUCCAACCACUCCACCUGAGCAACGCUGCGUCAGACUGUAGGAGGCGCUCCAGGUCCGCCGGACGCCGGCGAGGUUUUGUCCCUGCCUGGUCCUCCUCCCGGGUCAGAGGCGGGGCGUCCAGACCCCCGUCAGUCAAGUAUUUAUGUCCCCCACUGUCUGCUCCCAUGAACAACCUCACUUCUUCUGUGGCUUUUCCGGAGCGGCCUCGUGAUCGCUGCGAGCAUUUUCAUACAAACCGGCGAAACCUUUUCCACAGCUGCGACCGGCAUCUAAAGCAAACUAUACUGCAUGCCUUUUAUACAAACAAUGUGAAAGGGAAAGUCACGAGACGAAAAGGGAGCCUCGCCAGCGUCGUACCGAGGGAGAGGCGAGCUAACGGAUGGAGGACAUGGCAUUAAAACACUGCCCGACAUUUCCUUUUCCUUUGCCAGGCGAACUCAGGUUGUCUUGAUCAGUAAUCUGUUUGGGGAAGCGAGCGCCGCAUGUCGGGAUCUACCUGGUUAGCUUAGCGCCUGUGCUUCCUGUUUCUCAGCCUCCUUCAGUGAAAGCUUUGUGUGUGUGUCAUAAAUAGAUAAUCGUUUUCGUCUUUUCACGUGAGACUUCCUGUUUUCCGGUUUGUGUAAAACUCUGACUCCUCUUGCACGUGCGAGUGUUUCUUUCUCCUUCAUCCGGUAGAAAUUCAAAUACAGCUUUGUAAAUAGACCCUGCCUUGAAUUCUAGUUUCCCUGUUUCUAAUAUACAGAAGGUCAAGAUCACUGGGAUUUAGUUUCACGGAGUCUUUCAGAAAAUCAGUGAUUCGGGUUUAAAUUUAUUCCUGUAGCAGUUCAGGAUGAAACUGACGAGAUUAAAUGUCAGCCGGUAUGUUUUGAUAGAAACUUGCGGAAAAUGUUUUUUGUCUGUUCUUUCUUCUGUCCUUAUGAGUUUUAGUUAAGGAACUCUGACAUGACUACUGAACUCUUAAGAGGCUGAAUUCCUGAUUUAAUGCUGUUUGAAAUUAAAGCCGGCCCUGGUGUUCAGCCCGGUGCUGGAGAGGUGUGUGAUCCAGCCCCGCUGGCGGUUCUGUCAGCUUUCUCCGCUCCCCUCCGCCAUGACGGGCCGUCUUUUCCAUCCAGCGUCCUCCGUCUGUAACUCCGACACCAAUCGCUCACGAUAGCUUCAUUUUUUUAUUUAAUCACAAGAAAGAUGAAAGUGGGGUUUAUAAAUCCCAGAUGUGAGCGUAGCAGCUGUCAACUGACAGUUUUGUGGCUCCAUAAACCGCCGGCAGUCUCGCGAUCAGAAACGGCCGCUCCGGCUUCCUCUGUCUGAAGGAUCUGGAGACGGCGAGCGGCUGACGUCAGGCCGGAGCGGCCUGCAGUCGGGUUUGGCUCCUCGGAGGGCGUACAGCGAUCAUGGAAACGAGAAACCCAAUCCACCAGAAGAAGGAAAAAAGAAAGGCUCUGUGUGCAACGGCUCCCCACAGGAUAGAGAGAUGUACGUCUCUCUUUCCCUGCAAACAACAAAUCCGGCGACUGUAGGUUGAAAGUGAGGCGUUGAGAUCAUCGGUGAUCUCAUGGCUCCCUGCUUGAUUUGACCCCACGCUUUUCCAC